Pollicipes pollicipes is the source of this 423-nucleotide messenger RNA. RefSeq names its product longitudinals lacking protein-like. Lineage: Eukaryota; Metazoa; Arthropoda; Thecostraca; Pollicipedomorpha; Pollicipedidae. The record is from RefSeq and is a predicted model, not a curated record. Gene Ontology annotation, biological process: regulation of transcription by RNA polymerase II. The transcript is spliced from 4 exons. The coding region runs from base 1 to 423 and encodes 140 amino acids. Gene Ontology annotation, molecular function: protein binding. Gene Ontology annotation, cellular component: nucleus.
AUGCGAGAUGAGAUCUUCAAAGCCAUGAUGAACGGCCAGAAGUUCUGCCUCAAGUGGGACAGCUUCCGCACGAGCGUCACGUCCGUGUUCGACCACCUGCGGCAGGAUGAGGAGCUGGUGGACAUCACGCUCUGCUGCGACGGCCACAAGGUCAAGGCGCACCGCAUGAUGCUCUCCGCGUGCAGCCCCUACUUCCGCGAGCUGCUCAAGGAGAACCCGUGCCAACACCCGGUGUUCUUCCUGAAAGACACGAGCAUCGAGGACCUGCGCGCCGUCAUCGAGUUCGUCUACAAGGGCGAGGUGAACGUGUCGCAGGGCCAGCUGGCAAGCUUCAUCAAGACGGCCGAGAUGCUGCAGGUGAGCCUGAGGCGGGCCAAUCACGACGCAGGUGAGCCUGAGGCGGGCCAAUCGCGGCGCAGGUGA